UACGCCGGCCUGCUGCUUCCUAAUACGACGAUCUUGGGGGAUGGGAACAUAAAGACUGCACUUACAGCUCUGCGUGACAUAGGUCCGUAUGUUGCCAAGACUGUAACCGAUAACUUAACGGUGAAGGGAUACGUCUUUUGUUACGGAGAACUACUCUCACAGAAAGAGCUCCUUGGGAAAAUGGAAGAACUUUUGGGAGAGAAGGUCGAGAGAAAAUACGUACGUCCUUUUCGUGUCCUCCACUCCUUGGCCAAACGAUGAAUGACGAAAGACUGACUUUUCCUCGCCAUCCAAAUAGCGCCUGACCAACUCCUCGCCCUCUGCCAUAUCACCAAAGCGUCGUUUGGAUACGACCUCUCCAAUCUGAAUCAAGCCAUGGUCAUCGUGGGCUUGCAAUAUCGCUACAGCAUGUACAUGCACAGCGACAAUGAUCUUGAGUACGCAAAGUACUUGGGAUAUCUCGAUGCUCGCGAAAUGUAUCCUGACUUGGUGCUUUUGUCGUUUGACACGUAUGCGAAGGAGCUGUUGGAUGGGAAGGCGGCGGCGAUUUAUGAGGGAAUGAGUAUCCAGCCUUGGUGACACUGAACUGCGAAUAUCAGGCAGACUUCGGACUGAGUAUUCCGUAGACUAUAGUCAACACGAUGUGAAAUACUUCAUGUUAUCGGUGUUAUUGGCUUUGAAUAUCUGCUCUGUUACUCAAUCUGUGGAAUGGCGGAGUUUCGAAGGGAGGUCGUUGAGGCAGUAUCUAUGCCUUGUAGACUUGAAGAGAAAGUGCAACUUGAAGACUGGAGAGAGAGUCAAGAG
Molecule: messenger RNA, 804 nt
Organism: Hyaloscypha bicolor E
Lineage: Eukaryota; Fungi; Ascomycota; Leotiomycetes; Helotiales; Hyaloscyphaceae
Exons: 1
Source: RefSeq, a predicted model, not a curated record